Messenger RNA from Knipowitschia caucasica, 2469 nucleotides. Lineage: Eukaryota; Metazoa; Chordata; Actinopteri; Gobiiformes; Gobiidae. The record is from the annotation of a GenBank genome assembly.
AUGCAUUCUGCUAAUGAUCAAGUCUCAGUGAAGUCAGAGAUCCUUAUCCUUGUCUCAAACAAAAACGUCAAGAUGAAGCUAGGAUACACAAAGAUACUGCACCAGAGGAUAGACGAAAAGAUGCCAGGAGAGCGUCUGACGGUCAGGAGCACAGCGGACGUGGGGCGGUUCCCAGGGGCAGCGCCCCCGACCCGCGUGGAACUGUCCAUCCACAAAGAUGAGAAGAAGCCAGAGGAAGGAGGCUGUCGGCGCUGGUUCAAGAAGAUGUGUCCAUGUUGUUUCAAAAGGCAGGCCAGCACUUCACAUGACGUCACAGAUAAAGUGGAGCUGGUCAAACCCCCCACUUGUGCCCCUUUGCCCGUACCAGACGCACUCAAAUCUGAAAAAGACGAAAUGAAGGAAAUGGAAGAGUUGAAGGUGUCUGUGUGCUCUGUGGACCUGCUGAGCUCUAAAACCGGCCAGAACAGGACAGAGCACCACACGGACGAGUUCUAUGGAGACGAGCUGAUCAUCCGCAGAGGCCAGACUUUCCAGAUACAAGUGGAGCUCAACCGGCCUUUCAGCGCAGACACAGACAAGCUACACCUCGAGCUCAAAACAGGGGGGCUGCCGCUGGUGUCUAAAGGCACUCAUGUCAUCGUCCCCUUGGUGAAGCACCUGGAGGACGAGCGCUGGGAGGCCAAAGUCGUGGAGCAGGCCGAUAACACCAUCAAGCUGUCGGUCAACUCUCCGGCCACUGCUGUGGUGGGUCUGUAUGGGCUCUCUGUGGUCACCGGCUCACUGAAGGGAGAACCCACCUCCUACAACUCACCCAAGAAUAUUGUGAUGCUGUUCAACCCAUGGUGUGAAGAGGACACAGUGUUCCUGGAUGAUGAGGAUGAAAGGAAGGAAUAUGUACUCAAUGAUAUUGGAAGGAUAUACUAUGGCACAGAGAAACAAAUCGGCGCUCGCACUUGGAAUUUCGGGCAGUUUCACGAGGGGAUGCUUGAAGCCUGCCUGUUCAUUCUGGAGAAAAGUGACAUGCCUCCAUCUGGUCGCGGUGAUGCGGUCAAUGUGGUCCGAGUUAUCUCUGCCAUGAUUAAUGCCCAGGAUGACCAUGGUGUGUUGGUGGGGAACUGGUCAGGGGAUUAUUCGGACGGUGUGUCUCCUAGCGCUUGGAGCAGCAGUGUGGAGAUCCUGAGAAAAUACCACUCCUCCUAUGGCACGCCUGUGUGUUAUGGACAAUGCUGGGUCUUUUCGGGGAUCACUACAACAGUUUUGCGUUGCCUUGGUAUACCUGCUCGCAGUGUGACAAACUUCCAGUCCGCUCAUGACACAGAUGUGUCACUCACCACAGACGUCUAUUUUGAUGAAGAUCUUGAGCCAAUCGACUACCUCAACAAAGACUCUGUUUGGAACUUCCAUGUGUGGAACGACUGCUGGAUGGCCAGACCAGACCUGCCGCCAGGGCACGGAGGCUGGCAGGCUGUGGACUCUACUCCUCAGGAGACCAGUCAGGGCACCUUUCGCUGUGGUCCAGCCUCUGUCAACGCGAUUCGCACGGGACAAGUCUACCUCAAGCAUGACACACCUUUUGUAUUUGCGGAGGUCAACAGUGACAAGAUCUACUGGCAGAGAAACUUAGAUGGGACAUUCAGUCAAAUCUUCAGUGAGAAGAAAGCAGUGGGUCACUUUAUCAGCACUAAAGCUGUGGAUUCUGACGAGCGUGCAGACAUCACACACCUGUACAAACACCAAGAAGGUUCAGAAGAGGAGCGCAUUGCAGUGGAGACAGCCAGCCGCUAUGGCAGUAAGCCAGAUGCAUACUCUACUCCUAGUGCUGAGGAUGUGACUGUGGAGGUCAAGAUGGACGGGGAAGGACCCCAGAUGGGAGCGGAUGCACAGCUCAGCAUUGUAAUAAAGAACACAAGCUCAGAACCACGUCAGACCACUCUCCACAGCCAGGUGGCGGUCAUGUACUACACUGGUGUGCUCAAGGGGACCCUAAAGAAGGAGCAGGUGCCAGUGGAACUUCAGCCCAAUGAAGAGAAAAUUAUUGACUGGGUGCUCCCAUACCAGCAGUACCAGAACCAGUUGGUGGACCAGGCAGCCCUGAUGCUGACCCUCUCUGGUCGAGUCAAUGAAACCCAGCAGGUGUUAGCUAAUCAGACCACGUUCAGGCUUCGGACUCCAGAUCUGACAAUCAAGCCAGUGGGCGCUGCUGUGGUUGGUAAGGAGAUGGCGGCCAAAAUUGAAUUUACCAACCCACUGCCACGGACGCUGAAGGAUGUUGUGUUCAGAGUGGAGGGCCUGGGUCUGCAGAAGGGCCAUGUGGUUGUUGUGGGGGAUGUAGGAGGCCUUGCUACAGUGACACUGACGGAGCACUUCAUCCCCACGCAGCCCGGACCCAGAAAGCUGGUGGCGUCUCUGGAUUGCAAACAGCUCACUCAGGUCCAUGGAGUGGUUGAUAUUGUUGUCCAUGAGCAAUAA